UACUGUCAGAAGAGUCCAGACCAACCAGCCUGGACAGUGAUUCAGACCAGGAUGGAUGGAACCGUCAACUUCUACAGGCCCUGGAUUCAGUACAAGGUCGGCUUUGGUUCGGUGGAUGGAGAACACUGGCUAGGUCUGGACAACCUACACUAUCUGACCUCAGGACCCAAGAAGUUUGAGUUACAGGUGGACAUGAAGGACUUUGAGGGAAAUAAUGCGUCCGCGCAUUACAGGAUGUUCUCCGUCGGCUCUGAGUGUAACGGAUACAACUUGACUGUGUCUGGAUUCACAGAUAAAGGAGCAGGAGACUCCAUGAUGACACACAAUGGCAUGAAGUUCUCAACCUUCGACAAAGACCAGGACCCAGAUACUCGCAACUGUGCCUCUCUAUACAUGGGAGCUUUCUGGUACAACCAAUGUCACCAUGCAAACCCUAAUGGGGUCUAUCGCUGGAGGCAGGAGGAGACUCCCUUUGCUGUUGGAGUUAUAUGGCACAGUUGGAAAAACACCUAUGGCUACUCUCUGAAGUCCAUCGUCAUGAAGAUCCAUCCUGCGCAGCCCUAG
Limanda limanda (common dab) is the source of this 564-nucleotide messenger RNA. Its product is annotated as microfibril-associated glycoprotein 4-like. Lineage: Eukaryota; Metazoa; Chordata; Actinopteri; Pleuronectiformes; Pleuronectidae. Gene Ontology annotation, biological process: elastic fiber assembly. The transcript has 4 exons. The record is from RefSeq and is a predicted model, not a curated record. Bases 52 to 564 code for a protein of 170 amino acids.